AUGCGGUACAGUUUCGAGGAGGUGGCGAAAAAAGAGACGGGGGGCCUCUGCCGCGCGCUGGCCGCCAACAAGGCCGCAGGUAGCGGCGCGAUGAAGACGUACAUGCAGCUCGCCGAGGCGGAGAUGCGAACGCUGCCGAAGCAGCGAAGGCUGCUUGAGCGGCUGAUGCUGCAGUCGGAGGAGGAACGCCGCGCCGCUGCAUGUGAACGGCGACAGUUGGCGCUGCGUCGCCGUGACGAGUUGCUUAGAAAACUGCGACGGUUUGACGCCGAGGAGGAGGUUGAGGGUGCGGAGAUGACCUUGGCGGAGAAACAUGCGAGGCAAUGGGGCGCGGUCUACGCUGGGCUUGCACUGCGACGAGAGCAACUUGCCCAUGUGCUGUCGUGCGUCUCCACGGCGGUGCAUGUGGCGAGCUGCGCAGAUGCGGUGGACUCCUGGGCAGCGUUUUCGGGCGCCGUGCACCGUGCGAUCGCCCUCUUGGAAAAGAACAAAGACGCCGCGCCCCCGGCGCUUUCCACGCGGCCCCUCUACGCCCAACUGGAGCAGGUGAGCAAGAUGCAGCUGCAGGCCGCUGCUCUGCUGAACCACGAGCGCCAUCAACAGUCGCUCUUGCGGGAGAGCACCGCGGAGCUGUUUAAGGACCAGGAACGGCUGCUCGCGUGGUGUGUCGAGCAGCAGGAGACUUUGUACACUCUGAAGACCCUGAGGGAUAUUCGGGAGUUUGCCGCCUCGUUUAUGUCAAACGUGGCGGUGAUGGACACGAACUUCCUCGUCCUGCUGGAGCGCAGCGAGCGCCUUACGUCGAACCGGGCCGUGCGCGAGGCGCUGGUGGUGGUGAACCGCACCUGGAUGGAGCUCGCCAUCGCCGUGUACGACACGAUGCGCCGGGCCCUGCAGAGCGAGCACGCCAACUCCGGCGUCGAAGCGGGCUGUAGGUGGUGGGUAGACACAUUUGAGCCCCGCCUUCGGCGCACGCUCGCUGAGGCACGCGAUAUCGCAGGCCAUUCGGAGAUGCAGUCGCUGCCGCUGAUGCAGGCAAUUCAUGAGCGAAGUGUGGCACUCUUGCGGGACCUGGCGUCGCCCCGCAUCGUUACCCUGCACAUAUCCAACUUCACGGAGCGUGUUGAUUCCGUUGAGCCGCACGAGGAGGCACUGCGUGAGGCCCUGCUUAUGCGGCUCUCACUGCUUGCCCAGACACUUGUCGGUGACGCAAAGUACCCCGGGCACCAGGAAUACGCGGAUCGCUUACGUGAGGUUUCCGACUGGGUAGACGCCCAGGCGAAGGGCGUCGUCUACACACAACUGAUGCACCGCGUGGAGAAGCUACGAUCCAUGGUAGAGGAGCAGUUACGUCUGCUGCUGGACAACAAAACCGCCAAGGCGGCCCAGUCAUGA
Trypanosoma conorhini is the source of this 1395-nucleotide messenger RNA. RefSeq lists its product as uncharacterized. The record is from RefSeq and is a predicted model, not a curated record. The transcript has a single exon. Bases 1 to 1395 code for a protein of 464 amino acids. Lineage: Eukaryota; Euglenozoa; Kinetoplastea; Trypanosomatida; Trypanosomatidae.